This is a messenger RNA of Leptidea sinapis, 925 nucleotides long. RefSeq names its product ubiquitin thioesterase otubain-like. Lineage: Eukaryota; Metazoa; Arthropoda; Insecta; Lepidoptera; Pieridae. Gene Ontology annotation, biological process: protein K48-linked deubiquitination. Gene Ontology annotation, molecular function: ubiquitin binding; cysteine-type deubiquitinase activity. The coding region runs from base 62 to 889 and encodes 275 amino acids. Gene Ontology annotation, cellular component: nucleus. The record is from RefSeq and is a predicted model, not a curated record. The transcript is spliced from 5 exons.
UAAACGUCAAAGAUGAAAUGUCAUCAGUCAUGUCAACAUUGUUUUCAAAAUAUUUGUGAAAAUGGCGGAUGAUGCAGCGAGUAGCAGCACCUGUACCGGUAAUUUGGUUGAUAAUUCAAUAAAUCAAGAUGAAUUGAUUAUGAAACAACAGCGCGAAAUUGAAAAAGAGAUUUCAGAAUCGAUUCCUCUCGUAGGUGAGAUUGAACCCCUGUCGUCUUUAGAGAAGGAAUAUAAUGAAGAUCCCAUUUAUUUAUUGAAAGUCAAAGAUUUGUCCGCCAAAUAUAAACAUAUUCGAAGAACUCGACCCGACGGUAACUGUUUUUUCCGGGCAUUCUCUUACGCAUAUCUAGAACAUCUUCUUACAGAUAGACAAGAGUAUGAAAAAUUCUAUGAAAUUGCCAAAAAUUCAAAAGAUAUACUUGUUGCUUUAGGAUUUCCACAAUUUACUGUGGAAGACUUCUAUGAGACUUUUAUGGAAGUUGUCUUAAGAGUUGGUGAUAAGGCUGGUGAUAGUUCUGUUUCAUUAGAUGGAAUUCGUAAUGAGCUUCAUGACAAAUUUAAUAAACAAGGGUAUUCAGAUUAUAUAGUAGUGUAUUUGAGGCUAAUAACUUCUGGUCAGCUUCAAACUCAGCAUGACUUUUAUCAGAAUUUUAUUGAAGGCAUGAGAACAGUUACUGACUUCUGUAGACAGGAGGUAGAACCAAUGUACAAAGAGUCUGACCAUAUUCAUAUCAUAGCACUUAGUAAUGCUUUGAAUGUUUGUGUGAGAGUUAAAUAUAUGGACCGAGGGGAAGGAAGUCAGGUGAUAGCUCAUGACUUCCCUGAAGGUUCAAAGCCCCUUGUUCAUCUGUUGUAUAGACCUGGUCAUUAUGAUAUUCUGUAUGCCUGAUUAAAAAUUUUCAUUUUCAAUAAACUAUGCAACUUU